AUGGUUCAAAGGUAUGGGAACAGACACUUGCAUGAGACAAUCCUUCGCUCGACUACUAAACCCUUUUCCGGAGGUAACUAUGAACAAGUCUUCAAUCCUAAUGCCUGGGGAUUCCAUGAGUUCCUUGCCAAGACAUAUGGUAGCAUGACCCGCCUUCACGGCCCUUAUGGUACAAAUACCCUCUACACAUUUGAUCCCAAAGCGAUGCACACUGUGCUGGUCAAAGACCAGAAUGUAUUUGAAGAGGAGGAUGGAUUUAUCAAAGGCAAUCUUCUGAUAUUUGGAGAAGGGCUAUUUAGUACAUUGGGGCACCGACAUCGCAAACAGAGGAAGAUUCUCAACCCUGCCUUCUCCGCUGCUCACAUGCGAGAAAUGAUCCCGGUGUUUUUUGAGGUUGCCCACAAGUUGGAAAGUGCACUGAAGAACCAAUUACAAAAUGGACCUGCUACCCAAGAGGUCGAAAUUCUUUCCUGGAUGGGUCGUACUGCCUUGGAAUUAAUAGGACAAGCAGGUUUAGGCUAUUCAUUCGAUCCCUUGACUGAUGAAGAUUCUGCCCAUCCAUAUAGUCAGAUUAGCAAGGAGCUAUUUCCUACCCUGAUUCGUUUACAGUUCUGGCAAUUCAACAUCCUUCCUUAUGUAUCUUGGAUUGGUACUGCAGGUUUUCGUCGCCGUAUCAUCAAAAUGUUGCCUUGGAAGGACCUACAUCACAUGCAAGACAUGAUUACCUAUAUGUACGGUGUUGCAGAAGAAAUAUACAGGAUCAAGUUACAUGCAUUUGAAGCUGGUGAUGAGGCGGUGGCCUUGCAGAUUGGACGAGGAAAUGAUCUAAUCAGUGUUCUCAUGAAGGAAAACAUGAAAGCCUCUGAAGAAGAUCGCUUGGGGGAUGUUGAAGUUAUUGCUCAGAUGAAUACCUUAAUCUUUGCCGCCAUGGACACGACUUCGAGCGCUAUGGCUCGGAUUCUUCAUCUUCUUUCUCAACACCCCGAGGCACAAGAAAGACUCCGUCAAGAGAUCAUUGAGGCCAAACAUCUGAAAGAUGGACACGAUUUUUCCUACGAGGACUUGUCCAAUUUGCCAUAUCUUGACGCGGUCUGUCGAGAGACACUUCGUUUAUACACCCCCGUCACCACUGUUACUCGAAGCACACGCCGAGAUACAAUGAUUCCUCUUCUCAAACCUAUCAUUGGAUUAGAUGGUACUGAGAUACACGAGGUGGCUGCUCCAAAUGACACUAGAGUCAUCGUGUCCAUUUACAACUCAAACAGGAACCCGGAUUUAUGGGGUGAAGAUGCUAAUGAGUGGAAGCCAGAAAGAUGGCUUUCUCCAUUACCGAAGGCCCUCGUUGAGGCACACAUUCCAGGAGUAUAUUCCCAUUUGAUGACCUUUCUUGGUGGUGGACGCUCCUGCAUUGGCUUCAAAUUCUCACAGUUGGAAAUGAAAGUUGUCAUAUCCAUCUUGGUGGAAAAAUUCCGCUUCUCCCGUUUGUCCAAAGAUUCCGAAAUCCUCUGGCAGAUGAACACCAUAACAGCCCCCAUUAUUGGAAAAGCCAAUCAUCCACAACUUCCCAUGAACAUCAGUCUGGUGAACUGAUGGUAUAGGAAACAGUACAUGUACUACUAUGCUUUUGUUAACUUUUUUCCAUCUUGUAGAGAGCCUGAUAUUGUCCUUUCAAUUUUCAAAUGCUUUUUUGA
This is a messenger RNA of Lentinula edodes (shiitake mushroom), 1691 nucleotides long. Its product is annotated as cytochrome P450. The coding region runs from base 1 to 1590 and encodes 529 amino acids. Gene Ontology annotation, molecular function: iron ion binding; oxidoreductase activity, acting on paired donors, with incorporation or reduction of molecular oxygen; monooxygenase activity. The record is from RefSeq and is a predicted model, not a curated record. The transcript has 20 exons. NCBI's taxonomy places the organism in Eukaryota, Fungi, Basidiomycota, Agaricomycetes, Agaricales, Omphalotaceae.